UCAGAGGGAUUGGGUGUUUCUCUGGGGUUCCCCCUGACCCCCCUCUCCCCCAGAUGAUUUUGGGGGUGCGCCGGGCCGGGGGCUUCACCCGCCGGCUGGAGGUUGAGUGCUCGAGUGCGGAGGAAGCACUGGCGGCUGCGGGGGCUGGGGCUGACAUCGUCCUGCUGGACAACCUGGCCCCACAGGUGAGCCCCAAAAUCAGAGCAGGACCAACAGUGGAGCUGCAUGGAGCAGCAGCCAGUGGGGGGAUUGUUUUGGGGACCCUCCCCCAGUUUUUGGGGCCUCACAUCGGUGUGGUGCCCAUGGGGUGUCUGACCCACUGUGCCCCUGCCCUGGACUUUGCACUGCAGGUGCUGGAACUCUCUAAUCCAUCCAGGAGCCCUCAACCCACCACAAAACCCACCCUGACAUCCCAAAAUAUGUCCUGGGGAUCCCCAAAAUCCACCCUUGGAACCCUCAAAUCCCAGCCCCGGUGA
Lonchura striata (white-rumped munia) is the source of this 476-nucleotide messenger RNA. The record is from RefSeq and is a predicted model, not a curated record. NCBI's taxonomy places the organism in Eukaryota, Metazoa, Chordata, Aves, Passeriformes, Estrildidae.